AUGGAAAAAUUCGCUCAAGUUCGAAGUAUAAGUGUUAGCCGUUCGAUCCCCAAUAAACUUCUUUCUCAUCAUCAUCAUUGAUCAAAAACAAUAAUCAACCGGCAAUUUCGCAUUCACACAGAAACCCUCGUUGUCCUCGUCUCCGCUGUCCCAGCGAUUGUGGGGGAGGGUGGUGGAACUGCAACCGCUGGUCAAGUCAAGGCAGAAUCGACUGAUGCUUCUACCAAGUAAGUCAUAAGCGCCUUCCUCCACUCGCCAAUAAACGUGGCUAACAAACACAAAAGGCCAACUCAUGAAGCUCAGUCUCAUCUGGUAAUGGCAAACCUCGCACCUGCAUUGUCCAUGAUCGCUCGGGGACAGUACCACACCUGUUCCAAACCGCCAGCUUCAUUCACUUCAAUGAACGGCUUCGUCGGCAUGGCUGGUGGUACUCCCAGUUGCUGGCUCUUCGCUGAUGCCAGCUACACAACCGGUGCUAAGAUCCAAGAUGUCAAGUCUGAUGGUAUCGGAAUUCUCGAGGAUGGUGUUCGAUCCAUCUUCUAUGAUGCCCCAGCCACCCGACAUUCCUUUUAG
Hymenoscyphus albidus is the source of this 573-nucleotide messenger RNA. NCBI's taxonomy places the organism in Eukaryota, Fungi, Ascomycota, Leotiomycetes, Helotiales, Helotiaceae. The record is from the annotation of a GenBank genome assembly.